AUGUCCCUGCUACCAAAUCUUCUAUCGAAGUUUGUGAAAGCUAAAAACACCAGAGUUUUAUGCAAGCCUCCAGAUCCGCCAUUGUCAUCCUCAUGUGAACGUUCGCCCCUACCGCCACCCCAAACAUGGCAGUUUGUUGAACGAGGGUACCUCAAGAAUUACCCUUCGAGAUAUUCCAAUUGGCCACACAUCACCACAAAAAAACUACCGAGAAGGCCAACCGAUAUCAAGGGUGUUGAUCAUAUUGCUUAUACCCAUGUCGAGAGAAAGCAGAUGUUUAAAAAGAUGCCCAUGGUUAAACAGAAUGCGUUUUUCAAACUUAAGUUCUUCCCAUACUAUCACCACCUUUCGCUAGUGAGGAAGUCCAAUAUAGCAUACACUUUUUCCAAUGGGGGUGGCUCACCGUUGAACGAUUCUGAACUCUACAAAGCGUUCAAAGCUUACAAGGGUCCGUAUGCGAGAAACGCUUACUUCCGAACAACCCCACAUCCCAAGGACAAAGCAGUUGCCAGGGCAAAGUUCAGAAAACUCAUUAAACGAAGUCUUUUCGAGGCUCUACAUGCAAUUGUACCCAAUGAAGCUCCAUUUACAGUCAGCGGAAUAUGGUUCUUUAAGUUCGAUGCUUCUCCUAGAACGGAGGAUGACUAUGCUAUGAUAAAGCGAGAUAUGCACAGUGCAGUAAAAAAAGUGCAUAAAGAUAGAGAGUUCCAGCAAAAGUUAGGUCAGCUUCUGCAAAAACACAACAAGGAUUUCAACUAUGGUGAGAUCCUUGUUAAAGAUGCUACAUUGGAGAAUAACCCAGGUGCAAACAGGGUUCCCGGCUAUUAUCCAAAGCUACCAUUCAUUAAAAACACUGCACUGCUUUUGUGA
Molecule: messenger RNA, 870 nt
Organism: Candidozyma auris
Lineage: Eukaryota; Fungi; Ascomycota; Pichiomycetes; Serinales; Metschnikowiaceae
Exons: 1
Coding region: 1-870 (289 amino acids)
Source: RefSeq, a predicted model, not a curated record